AUGGAAUUUUAUACAUAGAAAUUAGAAGGGCAGUCAAAUAAAUUAUUAAUUGGAUAAUUCAUUUAGGUAAAAAUCCAAAAUUGUUAAUUUGAGGAUAAACUUUGUAAAAUCUACUUUGAUUAUGAAUUAUUGAAUCCAUUGAGUACAUUGAUGGAUGAUCUAUCUGUAAAAUAAUCUUUGUCAGAAUUUUUAAAUAAAAUUUAAGAUGUAAAUAGAUGGAUUAUUUAGAUUACAAGUUUAAUCAAUUUUGGAAUGAAGCCUAUAGGUUUAUAUUUUAAAGGUGAAUUGCCAGAGUAUUGUAGAAAUAAUAGCAUAUUAAAAAAGAUUUGUAAUGUUUUUAAUAUUGAAACAUUAUUAUUAUAUUCUCAGAAUUAGAAAUUAGUAUUCUCUUCAAAAGUAAAUUGAAAUUUUUAUAAUAUAAGAAUAUAACAAUAAAUGCAGCAAAUAUUAAAUUAAUAGAUUAAUUUGAUUUAAGGAGAAUAAAGUUGAAAACAAGUUUUCGAUAUAAUCUAGGAUAAGAAAUAAAUGUUUAAAAUGCAUUGGAGAAUUUACGUAGAAGUUAUGAAAACUUAAACCUUUUAUACGGAGAUCAGAUUUUGGUUUAAUAACAAUAAUUGAGUGAACUAGCACGAGAGAAGGAAAUAGUUUUAGGUUUUUUCAAAGCUUAGACAUAAUCAAAUGAAUGUGUUUAAAAUGAUGAAAGUAAUAUUCUUUAGGGGGAUAUUUAUACUAUAAUUUUGGUUGAUUCAAAAAUAGCAAUAUCAGAUUUGAAAAUGGUAUGAAUAGAAUUAAAACUAUAGUUAAUAGUGAAUGAUAUAUUGGAUUCAUUGAAAGUAAGAUUAUCUUAAGAAUUGAAUCCUCCAUGUUUUUUGGCAAAAAGAUUAUUAAUUACAUUUAAAGAAAAUGAUUUAAUACUAUAAAAUUACAUAGAUCAUGAAUUCAAUAGAGAUUAAGAAAUAAAUUACAUAAAUUAAUAUUUUGGAUAUUUGCAAAUUAAUGAAAUAAAGGUUUUGGAAAGUAGAUAAAUAAUAAAAAUAGAAUAGGCAAAAAGAGUAGAAUAGCAAUAGACAAUAAAAGAAUAAGUUGAAGUAAAGAAAGAAGAAGUAGCAGGAUAAUAAAUUUAGUAGGAAUAAUAAUAAGAAAUGAAACAAGAGAUGAAAGGGAAAUUGAGACAAGAAUAUUUAAUAAUGAUUGCAAUAUUUGGUGUACUGAUAGCAAUAUAUUUGAAGACAUUAUUUUGA
This is a messenger RNA of Paramecium sonneborni, 1241 nucleotides long. The record is from the annotation of a GenBank genome assembly. NCBI's taxonomy places the organism in Eukaryota, Ciliophora, Oligohymenophorea, Peniculida, Parameciidae.